Molecule: messenger RNA, 1149 nt
Organism: Ruditapes philippinarum (Manila clam)
Lineage: Eukaryota; Metazoa; Mollusca; Bivalvia; Venerida; Veneridae
Product: nephrin-like
Exons: 5
Coding region: 1-1149 (382 amino acids)
Biological process (GO): cell-cell adhesion
Cellular component (GO): cell-cell junction
Molecular function (GO): cell adhesion molecule binding
Source: RefSeq, a predicted model, not a curated record
AUGCAGGAUUGGAAAUUCCAUUUUAGUAUCUUAGCUCUUUGUUUCAUUCAGGGUAUAUCAUGUCAAAGCAUAGUACUAACUCCGACCAAAGCUUACGCCGAUAUAAACGAGACAUUCACGUUAACAUGCACCUAUAUUGGUUACAACAAUGUCGCAGGGACGAAGUGGAAUGUAAAUAACCAGUAUACACCAACAACAAUAAGACAUCAAGAUAAUACUUGUAGUGGUAAUGGAAUCCUCGCUGAUGACAACAUUUACAGAGUUGGUUGUCCAACUGAUACAUCUUUCACCGUAACUAUAUUACGUGUACAACAAGAAGAUGUUAAUAUCCAAUGGCAAUGUUUCGAUAUCCACAGAAAAAGUAAUACUGUUGAAAUAUUAGUAAAAAUUGCUGUUGCAAAAGUAGCACUUUCUGGACCAAGUUUAAGUUUCAUGAAGGAGCAUUCCCGACAAACAAUCAAGUGUAAGACAUCACCUGGUCGACCACAACCAAGAGUAAGUUGGUAUCUCUAUGAAACUAAUGAAAGCGUAAAACAUAAGAUAACUGUAAAUUCGUCACAGAUACUCAAUAAUAGCGAAGAUGGACUUGUAGCUGUCGAAAGUACCUUACAAAUUUACCCAAAUAGAUCGAUAAACAACUGGAUGUUGAGUUGUGAAGCGUGGAUAGACGACGAAACCAGAGCAGUUCAUAGCAAUAGAUUGACUUUGAAUAUUGCUUAUCCCCCGGAGAAACCUGUAAUAAUGGGAUUCACAGACGGUGAAAAAUAUUCACUUAUAGAAUCUGAGAUUGGCAAACUGUCUUGUUCGUCACAUGGCGGAAAUCCACUAGCUAAUUUGACAUGGAAUUGCAACAGUAAACCAACAUCUAUUACCAUUGAAGACAAAACAGUUUCCAGCACUGUUACAUGGUCUGGGGUUCGUGGUCAGUCAUCCUGUCUUUGUAUUUCACAUCAUUCGUGGUCUGGAACUAUGCAAACUACAACUGUAAUGAUUGAUGUUCUUUACCCUCCAAACAAACCAGCAAUGACCAUCAGCAAUAAAACCGUCUCAAACGUUAUUAACGUUAUUUUGAGCAAAAACUUGCAAGUAAAAUGCGAAAGUAAAAGCAACCCACGCUUCAAACUACUACACAUGGACAGGCCCAGCUGA